Candoia aspera is the source of this 1731-nucleotide messenger RNA. RefSeq names its product ADP ribosylation factor like GTPase 15 (gene ARL15). Bases 406 to 984 code for a protein of 192 amino acids. The record is from RefSeq and is a predicted model, not a curated record. The transcript is spliced from 5 exons. Gene Ontology annotation, molecular function: GTP binding; GTPase activity. Lineage: Eukaryota; Metazoa; Chordata; Lepidosauria; Squamata; Candoiidae.
UGGGCGCUGCAGCGGGUGGCGAGCGUGUGCCUGCUCUCUGUCCUGCCGCUCAGCCGCCCCUUCCGUCGGGCUGCGGGAGGGCGCUCGGCGGCGGCAGCGCUCGGAGCUUCGGCGGGCAGAGGCAGCGGGAGGCGGCGACCCCGCCGAUCCCUCGCUCGUCCAGCCAGCGGGGCAGAGCCCGGCGCCCGAGACCGGCCAGCUCCCCAGCAGCCUUCCCCGCGAGAGCGGCUCCCUAGUUCGGCAGCGCCCGGGCGUUUGCGAUUCUCCCCAUCCUGCGGGCGGUGAGACGGCAGGGCUCGCCAGCACGGGGGCUUUGGGUCGGUCUUCAGACGUUUGCAGCCUGGGUGUGAAGCAGGCUGCCCUUGUCAGCCCCCUGACGCCCAAUUCUAGUUGUUACCCCAGUUCAUGGAUUACCUGUGUUUUCGAGCUCUUUGCUGCAAAGGACCUCCACCUCCACGACCAGAAUAUGAUUUGGUUUGCAUAGGUCUCAGUGGCUCUGGCAAGACAAGCCUGUUGUCCCAGCUCUGCAGUGAAAAUAGAGAAAAUACAGUGUCAACCACAGGUUUUAGCAUAAAAGCAGUGCCGUUCCAGAAUGCCAUCUUGAACGUAAAAGAACUUGGAGGGGCUGACAAUAUUAGGAAGUACUGGAGUCGUUACUAUCAAGGAUCUCAAGGAGUAAUAUUUGUACUAGACAGUGCUUCUUCAGAAGAUGAUUUAGAAAUUGCUAGGAAUGAACUGCACUCUGCGCUUCAGCAUCCACAGUUAUGCACUUUGCCAUUUUUAAUAUUGGCCAAUCAUCAAGACAAGCCAGCCGCUCGUUCAGUACAAGAGAUCAAAAAGUAUUUGGAACUUGAACCACUUGCACGAGGGAAACGUUGGAUACUUAAACCCUGUUCCUUGGAUGAUAUGGAAUCAGUAAAAGACAGCUUUGGCUUCCUGAUAAAUUUACUAGAAGACAGAGAUCUUGAGCCUUCAAGGAUGUGAAGAAAACAAGGAUGGUUCUCAGAUAACAUUGUACCUGUUUGUCUCACUUUCAGCUGAAUUAUGGUUUGGUAUACAGAAGGUGUUAGCGGUUGCAAUAAAUAUAUUUUUGCAUUAAUCCCAGAAAGUCUGUUUAUAAAUUCUGUGAAUCAGAUUUAUGAUUAUUUUCAGUAAUGUUGCCUGUACUACUGAAUGGGGAAUUCCUCUUGUUUACCAACAAAUCUGUUCACUGUAUGCUAGUUUCCUGCAUUGUCCUAGCCAUAAUGCAGAAUUUUGCUGUUAUGUGCAAAAUUUAAAUCCAGCUGUAAAUGGAGAUCCAAAGUUUCAUGGAAAUUAUAGUCACUGAGAACCAGAGUACAUUUUAAAACUAUGGAAGGCAUUUUGAUGCAAAGAACAGCAGACUUUGUAAAGAAUGCACCCCACCCCCCACUUUUUAACAAUUACAAAUUGAUUUUUUUAAAUAAUGCAAACCAUUAAUUUAGCAGGAAGCGUGGCAAAAACAAUGAAAAUACCAGUAUUUUAUUAGGAUUUGGAAGCCUCAAGUGCAAAUUGCCUUUGUAAAUUUAAGUUGAUGAUUGUGUAACAUGAUGAUAUGGAGGCUACCUUGUAGUUAAAAAAAUAUGAAACAAGAGCAAUGUGCAAGUUUAAAUAAUCACAGGAUGUAUUAUUCUUCAUGACUAGUGUUAUGCUAGAAUUCCUAGCCCUUGGAAUUAUUAAAGAGAAUUCAGUGUCUCUGAAUUAUAUUCAAAA